AAUGGUGAACCACUUAUUACAGGUCUUUAUUGUUGCUACUAGUAGAAGAAUACUGUACUUGUGUUUCCGUUAUUCACCGAAAAAAUUUCUUUUGUUCACAUUACAUCACAUACUUUGAUUAUUUCAGAACAAAAUCAUCUAAAGUGCCUCAAACUCAGAGGGUAUGCCAUCAUCUAGACACUAACUCUGCACUGAACCAAUUUCAUAAAACAUCAUCAAACGACAAAAGCUCCAAAGUCACUGACCGUAGAUCACCCAGAAACACGGCACCUGAGAGAAAACGCCCUAGAAGCAGCAGAAUACAUGAAUUGAUAGUUAAUAGUGAGAAAGCACGUACUCAAAUAGCAGAAUCACCAGACACAGAACUACAAAACUUGAGGCACAAGUUAUCAAAAUCACUUUCUCUUGUGAAAAACAUGGAAAACCAGCUCCGAGAUUGCAAAGAGUCAAAUCAGGCUCAACCUUUGGUGAACGAGACUUUGCGACAACUUGAGGCAGCGAAAAGAACUGUCGAGCUGUUAAGAGCUGAUGCUGCAAAAUCUGUGCAUGUAAGCAAACUUGAGUCCAGCCUUGCACAUGACAGAAAUUUGGAAAUGGAAUCUGAAAGAUUGGAAAAGAAUGAUAGUACUAAUCACAUUGAAAUCGAGUUUCGUUCUUUGAGGUCUGAGGUUGAACUACUUAGGUCUGCGAUUGAGAUUGCCGAAAUUAAAUUCCAAGAAGAACAGAUUCAGAACACGGUGAAGAUUAGGAAUGCCUAUGAGUUGAUCGAACGGGUAAAAUCAGAAUUGAGUCAGAGGGAGUCCGAAUUGGAAAGAAAGAAAGCCGAAAUUGAGGAGUUGAAAGAGAAACUGAUGGAUAAGGAAAAUGAGUUGCAAGGUAUUGUGAAUGAGAAUGAGAGGUUGAAUUUGAAGCUUGAAAAAAGUGUGUCACUGUCAUCGAAAAAAGAACUAGAAUUUAAGAAGGAACUUAAAAGGUUAGACGAAUAUGUAGUGGCAUUGAAGGGUGAAAUGAUGGAUAAGGAGACAACACUGCAAAACAUAUCAGAAGAAAAUGAAAUGUUGAAGUGGGAAAUCAAUAAGAGGUUCACAUUCACACAUGAUGGCAUAAUGAAAGAGGAAGUUGCAGCCGAAAUAGGGGCGGCUAAGGCUGCAGAACGUGAUGCUAUUGCUAAAUUGAAGAUAAUGAAGGAGGAGGCAGAGAAGAGCAGUAGUAAGGCGGCGAGGGUGGCUGAGCAGUUGGAAGCUGCACAAGUGGCGAAUAUGGAAAAAGAAGAUGAAUUGAAAAGAAUCAAAGUGCAAUGUGAUCAGUGGAGGAAGGCUGCAGAAGCAGCAGCUGCUAUGUUUUCAGCAGGGAACAACGGAAAGAUCGCUGAGAGAUCGAUGUCUAUGGACAACAAUUACAACAAUAAUGUGAUGAAGAAUAAGCACUUGAACUUUUAUGAUGAGACUGAUGAUUGGAGUGAUCUGCAAGGAAAGAAAAAUGGGAAUGUGUUGAAGAAGAUUGGUGUCUUGUGGAAGAAGCCUCAGAAAACCACUGGUUGAUUCGUAAGAGCUUUUGAAUUCAGUCUAGUAAUACUGUGUUAUUACUGGAAAUUUUUUGUUGUGCAAUUCCUUCUUGCUAUGCAAGUGGAACCCUUAGAUAUGGAACUGUUUUGUGAACAAUAUUUAAUAAGUUGGCAUUAAGUUCUUGAAUUGAAAUAGACCUUUCUACAUAGUUUGAUUCACACUUUUGACUUUUGGCUAUAUAUAUCGUUCUACCUUAGCUUGAAGCCAUACAUUUCAUAAAUAUAAUACCUUUGUAUCACUUUUUGUUGAACA
This is a messenger RNA of Medicago truncatula (barrel medic), 1817 nucleotides long. Its product is annotated as interactor of constitutive active ROPs 3. The transcript has 2 exons. The coding region runs from base 417 to 1541 and encodes 374 amino acids. NCBI's taxonomy places the organism in Eukaryota, Viridiplantae, Streptophyta, Magnoliopsida, Fabales, Fabaceae. The record is from RefSeq and is a predicted model, not a curated record.